UCCGGCCGUACAUGCAGAGCCUGUGGGUUUUGCUCUCUCUGCAGAAAACACCUCCAGGAGAUCCCAUCUUCCAGCAGCAAUAUUUCUACUAGCUUCACCUUGGACCCAGACUCCAGCAAGCCCUCAGAGUUUGUUUCUGGCGUGGGAGUGUCAGCUGGCAACAGUGACAAUGCAGACAGUGAAAACACGCCGCAGGACCUCCUAGCAGCAUCGCCUAGUCAUCUUGUGAAACGGCAGAAGGUGCAGGAUGUUACCAUAGUGUGCCGGCCUCAGCUACUCAGCGAUGCAGACUCAGAUGUUUCUUGGGAUCUACUUCCAGAUGAACUGCUUUUAGCAGUCUUUGUCUGUUUGCCCCUAAAUGACUUGCUAAACGUUUCCGUGGUUUGUAAGAGAUGGCAUCGUAUUGCGUUUGAUGAGUGUCUCUGGGAGACCCUUGAUCUGACUGGUAAAAAUCUGCUGCCAGGAGCAGUUGGACAGGUGUUGCCUGCAGGUGUUACUGUAUUUCGCUGCCCAAGAUCUUCUAUUGGGAAUCCAAUGUUUAAAACAAGCAAACCUCUCAAAAUUCAACAUAUGGAUUUGUCGAACUGUAUAGUGUCUGUUGCAGAUCUCCACAGUAUUCUUUGUCUGUGUGAAAGCCUGCAGAGCCUCAGCGUGGAGGGACUAGUGCUUUCUGACGACAUCAUCAAGAGCAUUGCAAAGAAUCAUGGUUUGAUACGACUAAAUCUCUGUGGGUGCUCAGGGUUUUCUCCAGAUGCCUUGGGGCUGAUGUUGAGCAGCCUUUGUAGGUUGGAGGAGCUGAACUUGUCCUGGUGUGACUUCACAUUCGCGCAUGUCAGCAUAGCAGUUAAUCAUAUUACUCCAAAAGUAACCCAUUUAAAUCUCAGUGGAUACAGACAAAGGCUAGAAGUACCAGAUAUAAGACGACUGGUGGAAAGAUGUCGUUUACUUGUCCAUUUAGAUCUAAG
Eurypyga helias (sunbittern) is the source of this 965-nucleotide messenger RNA. It is a transcript of the gene SKP2, whose product is annotated as S-phase kinase-associated protein 2, E3 ubiquitin protein ligase. The annotation marks the transcript as partial. The transcript is spliced from 7 exons. The record is from RefSeq and is a predicted model, not a curated record. Lineage: Eukaryota; Metazoa; Chordata; Aves; Eurypygiformes; Eurypygidae. Gene Ontology annotation, molecular function: protein binding.